This is a messenger RNA of Coccinella septempunctata (seven-spotted ladybird), 852 nucleotides long. RefSeq lists its product as uncharacterized. The record is from RefSeq and is a predicted model, not a curated record. Lineage: Eukaryota; Metazoa; Arthropoda; Insecta; Coleoptera; Coccinellidae. The transcript has 4 exons. The coding region runs from base 420 to 851 and encodes 143 amino acids.
GAAUUGGACCCUCUCACAACACUGGAGGUGGAUGUGGACAUUCACUGUGUGUCAGAAUAUUAUUCGGAGUUGGAACGUAAUCCCUGACGGAGGAAUGGUGGAGGCUCUCUGAUCCGACAGUCUCCGCUAGAUCAUACACUACAGGAGAGACUACCUUAAUAACGGUAUACGGUCCGGCGAAUUUUGCAGCCAGUUUAGCUGCGAAACUGUCGAUAGCGGAUGAUAACGGAUUUGUGCGACGGAGAACUUUGUCACCUACAUGGAAGCGAACUUCUCUACGGCGUAGGUUGUAAUGAUGAGCCUGCUGUUCAAAAGCCCUGUACAACCGAGUUUGCACAAACUCAUGUGUUUCCUGCAGGUGCCGGAUUUGUUCUGUACGGGGCACCUUACGAGAUUCGGCCAAUCUCUCCACCUCCUCGAUGCAGCCGCUCACACUACCUGUGCCACCAAAUGAAAUAUUCCAUUUGUGGACAGGAAUGGUUGGCACCGGUGACGGUCGGGGUUCCGGUUCCAAUGGUACUCUCUCUCUGGUCAUGGUCCUGCCAGAGCUCACACGAGACGCAGGUGUACCAGUAUGUGAGACAUCAGCAGCUGUCGGAAGGUUGAUCCCAUCUCCAAGAUCAAUCAGGGAUGUUUCAGCUCUUUCCGGUUGGAUCGGGGACAUCCCAGGUGAACUGGGAACCUCCACAUCCAAGAGGGACCGUUCCUGCUGUCUGGAUGGCUGUCCACGGGUGUUACUACUACUCAGUUGCUCCAGUGUCUCCAAGGUCUUAGUUGUAGUCGCCUUCAGUUGUUCGAUCAGUUGUAACUGUGCUUCAUUGGAAGUGACAAUAAAGUUCAGUCUUCCCUGAA